Messenger RNA from Emiliania huxleyi CCMP1516, 621 nucleotides. RefSeq lists its product as hypothetical. Gene Ontology annotation, molecular function: protein kinase activity; ATP binding. The transcript is spliced from 2 exons. Lineage: Eukaryota; Haptophyta; Isochrysidales; Noelaerhabdaceae. Gene Ontology annotation, biological process: protein phosphorylation. The annotation marks the transcript as partial. The record is from RefSeq and is a predicted model, not a curated record.
CUUUCGCAGCCAGGCCACCCCAACGUGGUCCGGCUCCUCGGCGCGGUGGAGGAGCGGCUCACGCGCUGCGUCAUCCUCGAGUACUGCGACGGCGGCGACCUGCAGCAGGCGCUGCAGCGGCCGACGCCGCGCCGCUUCUUCUUCCGCGUCGCCUCGGGCGUCGCCACCGGCCUCACCUUCCUGCACGCCAACGGAGUGAUGCACCGCGACCUCAAGUCGCCAAACGUGCUGCUGCACGGCGAGCACGGCGUCAAGAUCGCCGACUUCGGCCUCGCCGCCGACGUGCAGCCGACAGGCUUGACCCGCACUCACUGCUUGGGGCGCGAGGUGCUCACGCCAGAGACAGGCGCGCGCGGCAGCUACCGCUGGAUGGCGCCCGAGAUCGUGAUGCACGAGGCCUACUCCAAGAGCGCGGACGUCUUUUCGUACGCCAUGAUCCUCUUCGAGCUCAUCACACACACCGUCCCCUUCUCCGACCGCUCGGCGCUGCAGGCCGCCGUCUCUAUCGGCCUGCAGGGAAAGCGGCCCCGCCUCCCCGCUGGCACGCCCACGCUGCUUCGCGACCUCGUCGAGAGCUGCUGGGCCGAGGACAUCGCCAGCCGCCCGCGUGCGCUGCACCUC